Messenger RNA from Eucalyptus grandis, 1498 nucleotides. Its product is annotated as GDSL esterase/lipase EXL3. NCBI's taxonomy places the organism in Eukaryota, Viridiplantae, Streptophyta, Magnoliopsida, Myrtales, Myrtaceae. The transcript has 5 exons. The record is from RefSeq and is a predicted model, not a curated record. Gene Ontology annotation, molecular function: hydrolase activity, acting on ester bonds. Gene Ontology annotation, cellular component: extracellular region. Bases 155 to 1258 code for a protein of 367 amino acids.
UCUUCUCCAUGUUUACCUGAGGAAAAACCAAAGCAAGUGCUCUCUCUCUCUCUCAUUGUUGUGCUCUUCUCCUUCUUCUUCUCCUUCUCCUUCUCCUUUAUAUUCUUGUUGAGUUAGAGAGAUUGUGCUAGGCGAGAACGUGCCCGUCGAGAAGAUGUCAAGCUUUAGGAAACCCUUUGGCUUAUCAUCUCCUUUACAUGCGGUUAUCUUCGUCUCCCUUGCCCUCGUCGCUCGCGGGAGGCUCGCCUCCUCGGUGCGGCACAAGCCCCGGCCCCGCAUGCCGGCGUUCAUCGUGUUCGGCGACUCCAUCAUCGACCCCGGGAACAACAACAACAUACAGACGAUAGUCAAGUGCAACUUCCCGCCGUACGGGCGGGAUUUCAUGGGGGGGAAACCGUCCGGGAGGUUCUCCAACGGGAAGAUCCCGCCGGACCUGUUCGUCGAAGCAUUUGGACUUAAACAGUACUUGCCUGCUUAUUUGGACCCGAGUCUCAAAUUAGAAGACCUCCUCACCGGCGUCAGCUUUGCUUCCGGCGCCACCGGUUACGAUCCUCUCACUCCACAAAUCGCCUCGGCCUUGUCGCUAUCGGAUCAACUAAACUUGUUCAAGGAGUACGUGAACAAGAUAAAAUCAGGUGCCGGAGAAGAGAAGGCGUCGUACAUCGUCAAGAAUAGCCUCUACAUGGUGGUGUGCGGGAGCGACGACAUUGCAAACACUUACUACUCGACUCCAUUCAGGCGAGGGGAAUACGACAUACCGGCCUACACCGAUCUCAUGCUCAACUCGGCUUCAAGUUUCAUUCAGGAGCUCUAUGGAUUAGGAGCAAGAAAGAUUAGCAUCCUGAGCAUACCACCGAUCGGAUGUGUGCCUGCACAGAGAACGCUUGAUGGAGGAUUAGAAAGAGCCUGUAAUGCGCCUGCCAAUCAAGCAGCAACCCUCUUCAACUCCAAGCUCAUCUCAGAAAUCGAAUCCCUCAAACAGAAGCUCCCUGGCUCUAAACUAGUCUAUCUGGACAUCUACCAUAAAUUGCUUUCCGUCAUCCAAAACCCUUCGCACUACGGAUUUGAAGUGGCGAAUCGAGGGUGCUGCGGCACAGGGAACAUAGAAGUGAGCAUACUGUGCAACCGUCUGGACGAUCUCGAGACAUGCCAAGAUGACUCGAAGUACGUCUUCUGGGACAGUUACCAUCCGACGGAAAAUACCUAUAAGAUCCUAACGGAUCACGUGAUCGACAAUUAUGCCGACCAGCUUUUAUGAGACCGCUCGGAUUUAUUAGUUGUUUACGGGUGAAUUGUAAGGCCCCCCUGCUUCUUGUUGCAGAUUGAAGUUUCCAUAAGGUCCCCGGCCUCUUGUUAUGGAUUGUAACAGAGGCAGUAGAAUAUCGCACCUGUCUUCUAGCCAUCUUAUUUAUUUUGUUCGGCUCAACAAAAGUGUGAAACAUUGAACUCUUCAUUCAAAGUACUUUCAUUAUCGGAAAUAUGAUGGUACUUAAGCGAA